This is a messenger RNA of Nestor notabilis (Kea), 1362 nucleotides long. It is a transcript of the gene TCEANC, whose product is annotated as transcription elongation factor A (SII) N-terminal and central domain containing. The record is from RefSeq and is a predicted model, not a curated record. Gene Ontology annotation, cellular component: nucleus. Lineage: Eukaryota; Metazoa; Chordata; Aves; Psittaciformes; Psittacidae. The transcript has a single exon. The coding region runs from base 3 to 1085 and encodes 360 amino acids. Gene Ontology annotation, biological process: DNA-templated transcription.
AAAUGUCUGACCAGAAAAAUAUUGUACACAGAGCCCAUUGUAUUGAAAAACUCCUGUCUGAGAACACUUUCCAGGAUAUUGAGGAUCAUCUUAAAGAACUUGAAGAUGUUGAUAUGACUACAGAGUAUCUUCAGAGGACGGGAGUUGCCAAGGCUGUAUACAGAGUACUCAAGAGCUGCCCUUCAGCAAAGUUAAAAAAGAAAGCAAAGCUGUUACUGUCAAGGUGGAAAGCACUUUACAAGAAUAACUGUGUUCGAUCAAUCCAAGUUAAAAAGUCAGAUUUUGUGUAUGUGAAAAAGGAAAUUGAACAUCUUAGCGUGGUUCCUAGAGAACAAUCACUGUCUGAAGGACCAUGUCAGCAGGAGGCAUUAGAUGCUUCUAGUUCUAAAAUGUUGGUCCUGUCACAAACUGUUAAAAAUGAAGUACAUAACGAGGCAGAAGGCAGCAUGAAUCAGCUUUCUUCUUUUGAGGAAUAUCACACUGACAAUGAAGAUUCUAAACUUCUUCUUAACCAAGCAAGUCCGCAGCAGGAUCCAGUGAGAGCUCUGAGGUGUAAAUGUACGGAUCUUCUUUAUAAAUCUUUGACUGGUUCUGCCAAAGACAAAGAAGAAACUGAUAAAUGGCUAGAGCUAGCUAAAGAAAUCGAAGAACGUAUUUUUGAUGUUCAUGCUAAAAAUGACAAGAAGUAUAAAAAUUGCAUCAGAAGCAAAAUCGCUAACCUGAAGAACCCUAAAAGUUGCCACUUAAAACAUAACCUUUUUUCAGGGACUUUGAGUCCAAAGGCUUUUGCUGAGAUGACAGUGAUGGAAAUGGCCAGCGAUGAACUGAAACAGCUGAGGGCUCUGUACACUGAAUCAUCUGUUCGGGAACAUCAGCUUCCACAAGUUAUUAAUGGCACACAGACAAACAAAAUAAAGUGUAGGCAUUGUGAAAAAUUUGAUUGCACUGUCACUAUGAUCACCAGAGGAACUCUCUUUCUUCCAGGUUGGGUGAGAAACACAAAUCCAGAUGAACAAAUGUUGACUUACGUUAUUUGUAAUGAAUGUGGAGAACAGUGGUAUCACAGCAGAUGGAUUUGUUUGUAAUGCCAUCCCUCUUUAAUAAGCAGUUUAGAAAAAGAUGUGAGACAUUAUCUCAGUUGAAACUGUGUAAUGUAGUAUUUCUGUGUUGAUACUAUUUAGUUACUGCCAGUAAAAAUUGAAAAAAACAGUUUUUAAAAAUUACUGAGUUUUUUUUUAAGAUAACUUGAAUAAAUAUAUGUGGUUUUAAGUAAUGUCAAUAUGUAAAGAAAUAAAGGGAAAAAAUAGUAACAGUGUAUCUGAGAAUGGAAUAUUCACUGGUAAAUCCAUUAAAAAUAUUCCA